Molecule: messenger RNA, 6286 nt
Organism: Oncorhynchus masou masou (cherry salmon)
Lineage: Eukaryota; Metazoa; Chordata; Actinopteri; Salmoniformes; Salmonidae
Product: transcriptional enhancer factor TEF-1-like
Exons: 14
Coding region: 305-1618 (437 amino acids)
Biological process (GO): embryonic organ development; regulation of transcription by RNA polymerase II; hippo signaling
Cellular component (GO): transcription regulator complex
Molecular function (GO): RNA polymerase II cis-regulatory region sequence-specific DNA binding; DNA-binding transcription factor activity, RNA polymerase II-specific
Source: RefSeq, a predicted model, not a curated record
CGCAUACUUCGCAUCCCUGUAGAUACGCGGCGAAUUUUACGCACUAGCCGGCUGGUCUGGAGAAAAAAUACCUUGUCAGAUCUGAAAAAAAACAUCUCAGUUCUUACAGCAAAAUCGUAAAACAGCGUAAAUUGUGACAAUUAACCAUUAAUAGAGGUGUUUAAGGGAGGGAGUUGCCGUCAAGGAUAUUUUGCUUUCCUAGCGCAAAAAAAAAGCAUACAAGUCAAGAGGACUUGUUGCAUUUCGGGUUUUCAUUUGGCCCUUUGACAUCUGUUUCUCCCCCUAGUGUGAUCCAGGCCUGGGCAUGGACGAGCGCACCGCCACUAUGGACCCCAGCAGUUGGAGCGGAAGCGAGAGCCCCGCAGACGACAUGGAGAGGAUGAGCGACGGGGCCGAGAAGGGCAUGGACGGGGACCCCGAAGGGGUGUGGAGCCCCGACAUCGACCAGAGCUUCCAGGAGGCGCUGGCUAUCUACCCGCCCUGUGGGCGGAGGAAGAUCAUCCUCUCAGACGAGGGCAAGAUGUACGGUCGCAAUGAGUUGAUAGCGAGAUACAUCAAACUAAGAACGGGAAAGACAAGGACAAGAAAGCAGGUCUCCAGUCACAUUCAGGUUCUUGCCAGACGGAAAUCUCGGGAGUUUCACACCAAGCUAAAGGUCACAUGUAUGGACCAGAGUGUGAAAGACAAGGCACUGCAGAGUAUGGCCUCCAUGUCCUCGGCUCAGAUCGUCUCUGCCACCGCCAUCCACAACAAGCUUGGCCUCCCAGGCUUCCCAAGACCCACCUUCCCUGGUGCGGCAGGGUUUUGGCAGGGUAUGAUAUCCACUGGCCAGCCUGGAUCCUCACAAGAUGUUAAGCCAUUUGCCCAGCAGGCCUACCCCAUCCAGACAGCUGUAACGACCACCAUCUCAGCGUACGAGCCUCCCACAGCCCCCGCGCCUACAGCUCCAGCCUGGCAGGGCCGCUCCAUCGGGACCACCAAACUCAGACUGGUGGAGUUCUCUGCUUUCCUGGAGCAGCAGAGAGACCCUGACUCUUACAACAAGCACCUGUUUGCCCACAUCGGACAGACUAACUACUCGUACAGCGACGCCCUACUGGAGGCUGUGGACAUCCGGCAGAUCUACGAUAAGUUCCCAGAGAAGAAGGGAGGACUGAAGGAGCUCUUUGGAAAGGGCCCUCACAACUCCUUUUUCCUGGUCAAGUUCUGGGCUGAUCUGAACUGUAACAUCCAGGAUGACUCUGGGGCCUUCUACGGUGUGACCAGCCAGUAUGAGAGCUCUGAGAACAUGACCAUCACAUGCUCCACCAAGGUGUGCUCCUUCGGCAAGCAGGUGGUUGAGAAGGUGGAGACGGAAUAUGCUCGCUUCGAGAACGGACGCUUUGUCUACAGGAUAAGUCGCUCCCCCAUGUGUGAAUACAUGAUCAACUUCAUCCACAAACUCAAACACCUGCCUGAGAAAUACAUGAUGAACAGUGUCCUGGAGAACUUCACCAUCCUAUUGGUGGUGACCAACAGAGAGACACAGGAGACGCUGCUGUGCAUGGCGUGUGUGUUUGAGGUGUCGAACAGCGACCACGGAGCUCAACAUCACAUCUACCGGCUAGUCAAGGAAUAAGAGACUGCGGCCUAGAUUUCAAUCAGAUCGAACGUUAACCGACAUCCGCAUAGCAGAUGUUUUGGCGGUGUUGGAGGUGUAACUGCGGUAUGAGCUGAAAUAUCGGUGAGCGGCUGCCCUUGUGUGGCAGCAACCCUCCCUUCCUUAAUAUCCUUACCGCGUUAGGAGUUCGAGGAAGUGUAGACUCUAUCGAUGUUAGAAGUAAUGACUUUCAAAUGUCAACCCGUAGAUGUUAGGCUAAUCGCAUGUUUUCAUGUUAAUUUGGAUGGGGGGGAUUUAUAGCUUAUCAGUCUAAUUCGAGUGUUUGAACUUGUAACGUUGCUGAAUGAACUUCCAACGCGGCUGUAUGGGAUUUGUCAGAUUAUAGUCGGGUGUGAUUUUGUUUCAUCCAAUGGCGGUGUCCGCAAUAAAAUAAUGCAACGAGCCGCUUGUGGAUUGGACAGCUCUCUGCAGUUCCACCUCCUGACACUGCCAAAACAACCGCUAUGUGAAUGUCAAUCUGAUUGAAUCUAGCCCUGACACUCAGUGUGAACAUGCUUCAUUCAGAACUGGGACAAACUAUCACAUAGAUCUCGCUAACCUGAAGGACAUGUAGCUUAUGAAGGAUGGAAGGAAGACAUUGAAGGACAUACCCUGAGUAUUGUCAGGGUUGUGGGGGAGGACACAAGGCAACCGCCCAGUGAAACACGCCUUCAGAAUGACUUACUUGACAACCGUAUGGAAAGUGGCUGUGCCUCUACACAAAUCCCACCCACAAUGUCCUUUGGUUACAUUGUGGGUGAAGUCUAUCACGGAUAAUAUUAUCAUUAUAUUUUUGUCUUUUUAAUGUAUAUUUGUAUGAGUGCAGCUGUCAAUCUGUGGUAUAGUUGUGUCAUGUGCCAUUUUUCCAGACUAGUUCAGGUCUGUAGUGUAGAAAGUGUACAUAUGAAGGGGCAUUGCGUAACAUAGGGAGAUGUUCUGUGGAUUACAUUUGGAAACUACUAUCAGUUUCCAGCUUUUUAUACUGUAGUCAUCACCAAUGUCAACCAAUUACAGAUCAUAAUAGCCUUUCUUAAUUAGAUAAAUAGAAAAAACUAUACAAACAGUUACUACAUACACUAUAUACUCAAACGUACGUGGACACCCCAUCAAAUUAGUGGUAGGACACACAAGCUCACAGAACUGGACCCCGAGUGCUGAAGCACGUAGCUCGUAACAAUUGUCUGUCCUCGGUUGCAACACUCACUACCGAGUUCCAAACUGCCUCUGGGAGCAACGUCAGCACAAUAACUGUUCAUAGGGAGCUUCACGAAAUGGGUUUCCAUGGCUGAGCAGCCGCACACAAGCCUAACAUCACCAUGUGCAAUGUCUAGCGUCAGCUGGAGUGGUGUAAAGCUCGCCGCCAUUUGUCUAUGGAGCAGUGGAAACUCGUUCUCUGGAGUGAUGAAUUAUGCUUCACCUUCUGGCAGUCCAACGGAUGAAUCUGGGUUUGGCGGUUGCCAGGAGAACGAUACCUGCCCCAAUGUAUAGUGCCAACUGUAAAGUUUGGUUGGUGGAGGUGGAAUAGUGGUCUGGGCUGUUAUUCCUGGUUUGGGCUCGGCCCCUUAGUUCCAGUGAAAGGAAAUAAUUAAUGCUGCAGCAUGCAAUGACAUUCUAGAGUUCUAGACGAUUCUGUGCUUCCAACUUUGUGGCAACAGUUUGGGAAUGCCCCUUUCUUUUUUCAGCAUGACAAUGCCCCCGUUCAUAAAGCGAGGUCCAUACAGAAUUUUGUUGUUGAGAUUGGUGUGGAAAAACUUGACUGGCCUGCAAAGAGCCUUGACCUAAACUCCAUCGAACACCUUUAGGAUGAAUUGGAACGCCUACUGAGAGCCAGGUCUAAUCUCCCAACCACAGUGCCUGACCUCACUAAUGCCCUUGUGGCUGAAUGGAAGAAAGUCCCUGUAGCAUUGUUCCAACAUCUAGUGGAAAGCCUUCCCAGAAGAGUGGAGCAAAGAGGGGGCCAACUCCAUAUUAAUGCCCGUGAUUUUGGAAUGGGAUGUUCAACGAGCAGGUGUCCACAUACUUUUGGUCAUGUAGUGUACAUGUAGCUUUGUGAACAUCACUAUCACACAAACAUUUUCCAAAGAAAAAAUAUGUAGGUUUUACAUUUUGUACAUUUUGGAUAACAGCGCAAAUACUAAACUAUAAUGAAGACCAGUAAUAGUUAUAAUUCCAGGGACACUUUGAAACUAUAAAUAAAAUAUAUGAUGAUUCAGGUACCACUUUGCAGCACAGCUCUCUCAUAUCUGCAUCAUAUCUCCUGUGCCCAACUAAAAAUAAACCUGUAUUGUUAGGUAUUACUGCACUGUUGGAGCUAGGAACAUAAGCAUUUCGCUACACCCCCGAUAACAUCUGCAAGAUAUGUGUAUGCGACCAAUAAAACGUGAUUUUAUUCGAAGAGGAAAAGCACUGUGAGAACACAGCAAGACAAUGUGUACAGAUCAGAGAUUGCUCCUAUGUUCUCUUUUCUCUGAGCUGCUAAGGUUUUAGCCUGUAUGACAAUGAGGCAAAGAAAUCAUAGAAUACACAUAUUGAACAUUCAAAAUGGACACUCUACUACCGUCGUCACCCAUCCCAAAGCACUUAGUUCCUCUGUAUGGUUAUUGCAGGGUGGAGUAAACUUGUUGAAUGAACCUGCUCUUUUUAGUGACUGAGGAACACAGAAGUCAAAAACACUCCCAUAUAUUAAUCUGUGUUUCCCUGGUUCUGAAUGCUAUUCAGCCUUAUUUUGCUUGUCAAUCGGUGACCUACGCUAUUGGGCACAUUAACCGUGGUGGUAGGGAAUGGGAUCCUUACAGAUACUGUAUCUCCACCACUCAAGCUGUGAGAUCUUUCCUGAGCUGGAAGACAGCCUUGUAAUCUCCAUACAUCCCAGUGUUAUGUGUACAGUGCCUUAGUGAGUAACUUUCUACCAAUGGCCCAAUGGUUUGCUUGGAUCGAAAAAUACAUAACAUUUUGUGACGCGUCCUGUCGGCCAUUAUAAAUACACGGUUAACUAUUAGUGGUUCUACAUGUGCACCUAUUUCACCGUGUUGUACAAAAUAACUGGUAAAUCAUACGUAGAUUAUUACAAUGAACAUGAUCCGUGUGUAAUAGCAGUAAUAACUUUGCCUUGCCUUUCAAAAACCAAAAAAACUGGAGACAUUUCAGACGUGCAAUUGUCCCUUUGCACUGUAGCAUAAAGUGCCUUUGGUCAUGACUUUCCAGUGAAGAAAAGGUUUAAAAGAAGCUAAACCAAAAAGCCUAAGAAAAUGGUGGAAGAGAUCACCAGAAUGCCUUUUCCAAUGCAUGUCCCUGUAGAACUGUAUUCAUUACCACAACAAUUUGACUAUUGCUGGGCGGCAGGUAGCCCCGCUGUUAGAGCAUUGGACCAGUAACUGGAAGGUCGCUAGUUAAAAUCCCUGAGCUGACAAGGUGAAAAAAAUCUGUCAAUUAACACUACUUGCUCCGGGGUCGCCAUUGAUAAUGGCAGCCCCAUGGUCGUGACCCCACUCUCCGAGGGUGUCUCUGGGAGUUGGGAUAAUGAAAAAAACAAACAACAACAACACAUUUCCAAUUCACACGUGCGUAUGAUCCACACUUUACAGUUUAGUCAUUUAGCAGUCGCUCUCAUCCAGAGCGACAUACAGUUAUUGAGUUAAUUUUAAGAUAGCUAGGUGGGACAACCACAUUUCUCAGUCAUAGUAAGUACAUUCCUCCUCAAUAAGGGAGUCAAGUGCGAGUGUUCGUGUACUUGUACGUGUCAAACAGGACAUAUAUAAGAACCCACCCAAUUAUUAUUAUUAUUUGGGAAACGAUUGUUCCCUUAGAUGCAUGUUCAGUUCACAGUGAAUCUCCCUGUGGAGGUUUAUAGCAUCAUUGUCACAGUAGAUCAAUUGUGUUAUCAUAAUAUCGUAUGCACACUAACUUAUUCAAGUCCAGAACAUAAUGCAGUAUAGUGGUAUGUUAAACUGUGGGUAAAGACAAUGGAUCAGGGUUUAUGUCAUGUUUGGAAGACCUUUGACCUGUUUUCUAACUUAGUAAUAAUUGUUACUAGAUCCUGGGGUGUCCACCAUCACAGUAGUUUCUGUUUGAAUGUGCUGUAUGUAGGCUAUACUUUACAAUGCUUUUGUGAUGACUCCAGUUUAACCAGAGACAAGCCUGUUGGUUUCACUGCUGGGCUCUGUGUCUCUGUUCUGUCAACCUGGAAUAUAAAUUUCACACUUAAGUAUUUUGAAGAUAUUAUUUUAAACGGGCACAAGGAGAUUUUUGAGAUCAGCAGCAAAGCUCUGGGCCAUGUGCUCUUUGUCUAUCGGUACUGGUAACUUUCGUCUAUUGUUUUCAACAUUGGCUUUCAUUUUUCUCCGUUUGGAUGGCAUCCUUAGAGCAUUGCGUGCAGAUAAUAAAAAAUAAAAAAGUGAUUUGUGUAAAGAAGAAUGUAUUCUGAGAUGUCCUGGUACACAUGUUUAAUGUCAUCUUUAAUUUUCUUAAAGAUUGUGAAUUCUUCAGACAAGAAUAUAAAAAGAGAAACUGACAAUAUGUGUGUUGUUACUGCAGGGUCUGGUCUUUGCUUUGUAACCUUUUCUUCAUUGCUAAAGUGUUAGAUAUUUUAUAGCUUUCUAGAAACUUUAUAUGCAUAUAAUAUCCAAUAAAACGAAAUGGUCAAUUCUG